CCUCUCUCUGUCGGGGGUGGACAGACCUCCUACCCAGACGCGUCGAUUAGCGAAUUGGUCGUUUUCGGUUCGCGAGAGGGCGUCGCGGCCGUCAUUUUUGCGGGUCCAGGUCCGUCGGUUUCGGUCCGAGGCCGUUUUCACUAAGGGGAGGUUUACUAAAGGGAGGUUUGUCCACCUCUCUCUGGUCCUGCGCCGUCGGCUCCUUCUCCUCGAGAGGUGGGCUUCGUGCUCUCCGUCGAGGAGGGCGCCUACCACGUCCGGCUGCUGCGCGGGGAGUUGGUGCACCUGGACGCCGGGGACGUGGUGGAGUGCCUGGGCGACAUGCUGCUCGCCAGGGGCCGGCACCGGGCGCGCAGGGCGACGGUGGACCAGGGCCGCCCCAGGAGCGACGGGGCUGCACUUGGAGGCUCCUGCCCUUUGCAGCAGCGGAAGUCCGUCGGUUGCUCUGCGAUGUCGGCUGGGAGCGGCCGCGUGUCCGCGGCGAGCAGCCAGUCGACAGGCCUCUCAGAGGGCAGAAGGUUGAUGCUUCCGCCAUCCUCUAUGUUGCAGAUCUUGGAAGGCGACUUCAGCGGAAAGCUCGCCAAGGUGUUAUUGGUCAACGCGGCGCAGGGCCAGUACAAAGUUCGAGUUGUUCCAGACGAUGUGGUCACGAUGGUGUCCUGCAAGGACGUGCAGCUGGCACCCAUCAGCGAGCCUAGCACCUCCCCAGGAAACAGGGCUUCUUCGCCAGGGCUAGCCCCUAUCUGGUCCCCCCGGUUGGAGGAUGACAUCUUCUUGCAGGCAGCGUCCACACAGACUGUUCUUGAGCAAGACGUGACCGAGUAGUGUAAUUGGCACCAUUGCGGGACAGACCUUUGGACGGCUCUGUUUGGCCAGGGCGACGAUUCGCUCACGGGCGGGUUGGCCUGGGCCUUGGAGGUGACACGGAUGGCUGCGGCAGAGAGAGAGGAACUCCGGGACUCGGGAGCUGCAGCCCCCGAGGUCGAAGCCGACCCUGGACCGCAGACUGGACAAACCCACGGCGUCGGAAGUUUCGUCCCGCGGCUUCCUUUUGAAUCGUUUGCUAGACUGUCUGUAGAUCCGGGCGCGGGCCCGCUGUACCGAAUAGUUAGUCGUGGUGUGUUCUGGAGCGCUGAGCUGGAGCGCCAGAGGCGGAGAGAGGAGUGGAUGUUUGGUCCAGUCCCUGGGCAAGGCACGCCUGUCCCCCCGCCCCCGUCGCCUCACAGAGUCAUCCCAACGGCCCCCGCUCCCACCCUCGAUCGCUCCCUCCCUCCCUUCCCUUCUCCUCG
Molecule: messenger RNA, 1289 nt
Organism: Prorocentrum cordatum
Lineage: Eukaryota; Dinophyceae; Prorocentrales; Prorocentraceae
Source: the annotation of a GenBank genome assembly